AUGCCCUCAUCAUCAGUUUCGGGUGGUUCCAGUUUAUUGGGAGGUGGUGAGAGAAUUGUUAUGGAGGGAGAAGUUCUGAGAAGAAGCUUGUUCUCCACUUGGAGAAAGAUGUACAUGUUACUAAAGGAUGAUGGAUCUUUGCAUCAAUUUGGGAGGAACCCACAACUGUACCCCGAGGAAACUCUUAAGGAAACAUUAAUGAUGAACUCUGGAUAUGUAAUACAAAUUGUGAAUGCUGAUUCGUUGUUGAAUCAACAGUUUACUAUCAUGAUUCUGUUCAACGACAAGGCACCCAUGCUACUCAAGGCAAAAGACUCUGUUGAACACCAACGUUGGUUAUCAGCGCUGAAUAGGCUCUCUCUCAUCAAGAAUGAAAAGUUUAGAUCCACCAAUCAAUUGAUUAUUGAUGCCAUUGAGAUCAUACCUAUUCCAUGUAUUGUUUCCGAUAAGAAUAGAAUCGUACAAAGCCUUAAUUUUCCAUGCCAAUCCAUCACUGGGCUAAAAAAGGAAGACAUCAAGAAUAUCUCUUUAGCCAACAUGAUCCGUAUUGAGGGAGCUCAGUCGAAAACAGGAUCUACAACCUUAGGGGCGGUUCCAAAGGAAGCACAUAUUACUACCUCAGAUAAAUUUAAAAAGAUUUUGAUGCUUUCCUCACAAAUUGAAACACAAGGCCACAUUCUCGUAUUCUUGCACGAUAUCAACGAAUAUGACGCAUACUUGGAUGAGGAACUAGAAGAAGUGUUUGAUGAACUGUAUCAAGCACAAAUGAAUGGGCCUAAAGAAUCCAUCGGAGGAAAUGAAACCAAAACGAUGAGACUAUUUGUAAAAAUAUCUGGCAUGUCUCCAUUUGUAUUGAGGCUUUACUUUGGAUUACAGACUCACCACUACCAAAAAAUUGUGGACAUGUAUUAUAGCGACAAGUUGUACAACAAGAAGCCACCUGGGCCAAUAUUCUUGCAAAAAAUAAUUAAUUUUCCAAAUGGAGAUAAGAUGAUGGAGUUUGGAAGAAAACAAGUGGCUUCAGAUCGAUUUAGCAUGGAAGAACAAAUCAAACUUGCAAUUUAUGAUGAACCAGAGGCUAGCGAGGAUUCCAUAGUAAUGCAAAAAUGCAGUGUACCUGAAAUGUUCAAUGGAGAUGUUCCCAAAGUCAUUGGAAUUAACAGAUUACUACUGUUACUUACUGAUGUGUAUUCUCCAAAAUAUUUGACUGAUGUUUUUUGGUACACAUUUAGAUAUUCCAUGAAGCCAAAAGUAGUACUGGAAAAGAUAUAUCAACGAUAUUUUGUUCCAGAACCUUCUGACCAGGAUCUGAUAUUCAAUGAUGUUGAAAAAACAUAUUUUACCACAUUUGUCUGUACAGGCAUCAAGAAGAAAUGUUUAAACCUAAUUCUGAUGUUUGUGAAGAGUGGAAUGUUUGAUUUCGAUAAUGAAAUGGUGAUACAUCUUCAAGAAUUUCUAAACAAGGCUGAACAGUCACUGAACAACAAUGGAGAAUCAGUAAAACCAGUAACGAAUUUAGAUUUUGGUUUGUCUUCUACCAUAAAUCACAUCCGGGAAAUGUUGAACAAACAAGACAGAAAGCAACCAUGGCAAAAAGCAAAAGAUAUGACAACAUUAUUUCAGUUACGGGAGAAUAAGAAGGCAAAAUUUGCAGGAGCGACCAAUACUCAAUCCUUACUUGAUAUUUCUGAGAUGAGUCCAAAAGAAAUUGCCGAUCAACUCACUUACAUGGACUAUACCAUCUACAAUGAGAUUUAUUUUACUGAGAUUCUCGACCAAGCUUGGAAUAAGGAUAAGAGAAGACAUCAGGCACCAAAUGUAAUGGCUAACAUCAACUUCUUAAACAAGGUGAGCACAUGGUUUACUUGGAAAAUUCUAUCUGAAGAUGCACAUCUCAAGAGAGUAAAGAUGCUAAAGAAGGUGAUCCAAGUUCUGGGUAUUCUAAAAGAUAUGAACAGCUUCAACAUGUUAAUGGCAAUAAUGGGAGUCUUGGGAGGAACAUCCAUUCACAGACUUUCCAACUUGUGGGAAGAAAUGGACGAAAAGACUCUUGAGAUUCAACAGCAAUGCGCAGAGUUGGCUUCCACAAAGGGAAACAACAAAAACUUUAGAAUGGCCAUGAAUGAAUGCUACAGCAGCGGAAAACUCUCCUCUCCUUAUAUUGGCAUCUAUUUGAGAGACCUGGUCUUCACAGACGAUGGUAAUCCAACGAUCAUGGAUGGAAAAAUCAACUUUUCGAAAUGUAUCAACACGUACAAUGUCAUGCAUCAAAUAUUGAGAUUCCAAGGAAGACCGUUUGAUAUUGAACCAAACACAGACUUUAUUAGAGAAAUGGUUGCUUUCAAUGACAAGGAAAAGAGUGAAGAUUACCUCUACGAGCUCUCUCUUCAAGUACAGCCAAGAAAAUAA
Molecule: messenger RNA, 2409 nt
Organism: Naegleria fowleri
Lineage: Eukaryota; Heterolobosea; Eutetramitea; Acrasida; Naegleriidae
Exons: 1
Coding region: 1-2409 (802 amino acids)
Biological process (GO): Ras protein signal transduction; positive regulation of GTPase activity
Cellular component (GO): plasma membrane
Molecular function (GO): guanyl-nucleotide exchange factor activity
Source: RefSeq, a predicted model, not a curated record